AUGACAUUCCCGGUCUUCAAAGGCAAGGUGACGACAGAGUCGCUGCUGCGAGAGAGGCAGGUGAUGUUCAUGGGCGUGAUCGCGGCGUGUGUGGACUUCAACCGUCUCGCCGAGUUCAUCAUUCUCGAAGUGCUCCAUCAAGGCGCGGAGUAUUCUCUCGAGGUCUAUGAUGUCACCCCCACGGAUCCCCUCCCUGGCUCCUCCACCCAGCUUGGUCCGCGCUUGUUGUACGGGGUGGGUGACUUGCCUCAAGGCGACCCCAUGCAAGUGGCCAAGCUCAUUCCACCUUCCAACGAAUCCAUGUUGCAGCCGCAUUGUCACAAGUCCGUGCAGCAGAUCAACCUGACUAACUCCUUACGCACCUACCAGCUGUGGUGCCGAUUUCAGGGCUCGGACAAGGCCCGCAACAUGACAGCUGUGUUCCUGGGGGUGAUCAUCCUCGUGGUGGCGGCACUGCUGGCUGCUAUCGGCGUGAGCGUGACCAUCAACACGCGGAGGCUGCGAGAGAAGACGACCGCAUUGGAGAUGCUCAAGGGAAGGGCGGAGGUGGCGGAGCGUAAUAAGGGUGUGUUAAUUGCCAACACGGCACAUGAGCUGCGCACCCCGAUCUAUGGCAUGGAAGGCAUGCUGAAGCAGCUGGACGAGGGGGGCCUGGACUUAGGGCAGAGGGAGGACGUGGGGGCAGCAGGGGAGGAGGCGGAGCGGAUCCUGAGGCUCGUCAACGCCGUGCUGGAUGUGUGCAAGGCAGAGGCAGGCUGCCUGCACCUGGAGAGCGUGCCCUUUGCCCUCCGCCCCUGGCUUCGUGACGUGCUGCACCCUCAUGUGCAGGCCGCUCAGGAGCGAGGCCUCGAACUGACAUGGUGUAUGGACGGCGAUGUGCCCAGUGUGCUGGUGGGGGACUGCUUUCGCCUGCAGCAAGUGGUGGACAGAAUAGUCGACAACACCAUCAAGUUUACGGCCAGCGGAGGCGUGUGUGUGCGGCUGCAGUGCCUUCCCCCCGACACCCACAUCCCCACCCACCUGCUCUCCCUCGGCUGCCUCCUCGCUCAACCCACACCUGGCUGCUCCUCGUCUGCCGUCGCUGCUGCUGCUGCUACUGGUGCUGCCACUGCUGGUGCUGCCACUGCUGGUGCGGCCACUGCUGAUGAUGCCAGAGCGGCUGUGCAUCAGAACGGAGUGGGAGAGCGGCUGUUUAGGAUGGCGUUUUGGGAGCAGAUGGGGCAGCGAGGGCUGGCGAGGGCGGUGACGGGCGCAUGCAAUAAACGGGUGUUCCAGAGAAGCUUGUCUGCGCAGUGCCUUCGGUGCUACUGGCGCAUGCCCCUUGUGCAGGAGGGGGGGUCGGAGCAGGAGGAGAGCGAGGAGAGGGGGGAGAGCAAGGAGAGGGAGGAGGGGAAGGAGAGGGAAAGUGUUCAGGAACAGAUCAGAGGGGCACCGGUGAUCCCUCUCCAGCACGGGGUGGAGAAUGGUGGAGAGCAUUUGUCGGUGGUAGGAGGCAGAAGCAGCGAGAGGGUGUGCAGUGAGUUGAGUGAAGGAAGGGGUGGUGCUGCAUCAUUGAGUCUUGAAGAUGAGUGUGGGCGUAGGGGAAAGGGGCCAUGUGAACAUGGAGCAGGAGUGCGUGGGGGGGACGUUGUGAGUGAAGCAAGGAGGACAGCACCAGGGGGGGGUGGUAUGGGUUGGUGGAGGGGAGCAGUGGGGUGGUGGUGGCAUGGUCAGGGAAGAGAGGAGGGAAGGGAGGCGGAGGGUGGAGUUGGCAAGCGGUGUAUGGUGCUGGUGGCAUGUGAGGACACGGGGUGUGGCAUCGCACAGGAGGAGCAGCACGACGUGUUUCAGGCGUUCAUGCAGACCCGUGCGCAUGGAGGCAACGGCAUGAGCCUGCACUUGUGCCGACAGCUGGUGUCGCUGAUGGGGGGCAGCAUAGGGCUAAUCAGCACAGAGGGUCACGGCACCACGCUGCACGUCGCUCUGGCCAUGCCUGUUGCUGCAGCCACUGCUGCUGUUGCUGUGUAUGGCAACUCUACUUCAGCCCGCACGAAUGUUCCUGGGCCGGCGACGACUUGUGCUACUUCUUCCUCUACUGCUGCAGCCGAUGACACAGCUGUGCCAAGGGUUGUGGAGAUGAAUAGUGUGAGGGAUUGUUUGAAGGAGCUGCUGCAGGGCAAGGCGAUUUUGCCCUUCUCCUUCCCCCCCCCAACUCCGCCCCUGCGUUCUCAUCCCCACUACACCCACCCUGCAUGCGCCUCGUGCCUAGCUGCACCAGGUGGUAGACGGCAACGCUAUCAACUGCAUGCCAUCUCUGCCCUCCAUGCUCAUCCCCUCUCUCACACCCGUCCGUGUACCCCAUGUGCUGUGCAGGUGGUGGACAACAACGCCAUCAGCCGGCGGGUGGCAUGUCAUUCCGUCCUUCCGUUCUCAUCCAAUUCGGGGCUCUAUUGGACCUACCCAUGUGCUAUGCAGAUGGUGGACGACAAAUCCAUCAACCGGCGACAAGAGCAUGGCAUCUCCAUGCCUCCGUUCUCAUCCCCUUUCAACCCCGCUGCAUGCCCUUGGCUCUGCCUGUGCAGGUGGUGGAUGACAACGCCAUGCACCCCUCCAUGUAUCCUCUCUAUCCAGCAGGUGGUGGACGACAACGUGAUCAACCGGCGGGUGGCAGCGAGCACGCUGGCGCAGUACGGGGCGGAGGUGGCGCUGGCAGAGUCGGGCGAGGCGGCGCUGCGCCUGCUGUAG
Closterium sp. NIES-65 is the source of this 2724-nucleotide messenger RNA. The record is from the annotation of a GenBank genome assembly. NCBI's taxonomy places the organism in Eukaryota, Viridiplantae, Streptophyta, Zygnematophyceae, Desmidiales, Closteriaceae.